AUGGUUGCGUUUGCACGUACACAAUACGACGAUAUUGGCUACAGUCGACUGGUUGAAGAUUUACGCAAAGGAUCAACUGAUUACUAUUCAAUGGCUGAUAGAGUCGCCAUUCUGGGAGACGAAAUCGCCUUAUUG
Molecule: messenger RNA, 135 nt
Organism: Anisakis simplex (herring worm)
Lineage: Eukaryota; Metazoa; Nematoda; Chromadorea; Rhabditida; Anisakidae
Source: the annotation of a GenBank genome assembly